This is a messenger RNA of Pollicipes pollicipes, 578 nucleotides long. RefSeq lists its product as uncharacterized. Lineage: Eukaryota; Metazoa; Arthropoda; Thecostraca; Pollicipedomorpha; Pollicipedidae. The record is from RefSeq and is a predicted model, not a curated record.
CUUGGGCCGAUCGAUCUUUGGAGUGGGCCGACGGGUGAGCUUUCGCAAAGAACUGGAGGAAAGUUGCCGUGGCAACAGAGACGCAGAAGUCCACACCGAAAGAAUUACGCAGCCACCUACGCGUCGUAACGAGAAACCGAAGACCCGCGGCAGUGCUGGUCACGUGGUCGCUAACGACGCGCUCGCGGUGGGCCCGUGCGGCCAUUAGUGCCGAGGUGUGGCGGGGGAGGCGACAUAAAGGAAGGCCGUGAGUGCCGCGGGCCACUAGCCCGGGGCAGUGGGUCACGAACCGGAUGCCUUCGCGGCGUGUCUGCGGAUGACAGCGAGAAGUUUGAGCACCACGGCGAAAGGCUUCAGUUGGUGAUUGCCCGAACAGAUAUCGCAGUUCUGGGAAGGAUGGAUUUUCCGUUCGGGUUGUUCAACGGCUCCAGGAUGCCUCCAGGUUUCCCGGCAAUAUCGGAGGAGAGCGAGGAGGUCAUCUUCGAGGACAUCAAGCCGCUGCGCUCACCGUUCUGCCUGUCCUCUUUCGGCGGCUACAUCGACGCCAUCGACGACGUGGCCGAGAUCCUGCGGGUGAG